UGUAUUUGAGCACUCUUAGAAGUAAAACCCAGGCCCUUCUCUUUGUGAAUGAUAAAUCUUAUAGUUUGUUUGUCUUUAUUUCAACUGGUAAUGUUCAAAGAUCUUUGAUUUUGGAACAAUAUCUGAUCGUAUAUCUAGUCGAUGACAUAAUGUACAUGUACAGUCAAAUAGUCUCUAGAGUAACAGGCUGCCAAAUAACUUUGGACUAAUAACCAGAAAAGCAGAAACAUCAGACGUGGUGAAAUCCCUAUGGCAUUUCUCAUCCUGGCAUGACUAUGUUCCCUUCCUCAAAAGGAGUAUUGGAAAUACAUAACGAAGGAUGGAGUCCAAGUGCAAUGUGAUAAAAAUUGAGUCAAAUACUUAAUUGUAAAAGCUUGGAUUUUUAAUACUUCUGUUUAUUUAUUUAUGUUUUUAUCAGUUAGGAAGGUUUCAGUUGUCUCAUUUUUUGUAUCUCUGAAGUAAACAUUACUUGAGAAACAGAAGCACCCUUCACACAAAAAGGAUGAGGCUUUCUCAACCAUGGACCUAAUAUGCUCUACUACAGGUACAUAUGUGCUAGCUUGUUAGUGAGGACAUAACACAAAGACCCUGAAAGCACUGUUUUCUUCUAGUGUCAGUAGCAGAACGUUAUGGACAUACAUAACAUUGCGAAGAUAGUAUUGAUUCUGGUAUUCCUAGUGCUUCACCCGAGUGGAUCAAGAAGCCAAUGGGUGACUAACCAACCUACUCGUCCUCUUUGUCCCUCUCAAUUUGCAUUAGUGAAUCAUGCCUGCUCGUUGCUCCCAUUUGUUGGGGUGCCUCCACCAUCUCCACCAUCCCCUCCUCCGCCAUCACCCCCACCUCCUUCUCCUCCAAGUCCUCCAGAAAGAAGACACAGACAUAGGCACGGACAUCACCACGUGCAUAAGGAAACUCCUGUAGAAGAGGACUGUUGCAGGUGGAUGAAACAAGUCGACAGCGAAUGUGUCUGUGAUCUUCUGGUUCGUUUGCCUCUCUUCCUGUCUAGGCCUGUCCACCAGUAUACAGUCAUGAUUGAUCCAUCUUGCAAUAUUACUUUCCAGUGUGGUUCCAGGAUAAAGUUUGAAAACCAAAUGUUACCCCCCUUUCCAUGAUGAACCAUCUCAGUAUACCUUCACUUAUGAUGUUUAUGUUUGUUAAGAAAGUAUAGUAACCUAGUACUUUUGUUUAAUGCUGAUGAAAGUCUGUAAUGUGUAGUUGAAGUAAAAGAAAUAAAGUUAUGUACCCGUUUCCAUCAAAUUUUGUGGUAUUCUUUGUAACUUCUAUAUCUUUCAUAUGACAAAAAGUGGGUUAAAAGUCUUUCUUGGUA
Messenger RNA from Lycium ferocissimum, 1327 nucleotides. RefSeq lists its product as uncharacterized. The transcript is spliced from 2 exons. Lineage: Eukaryota; Viridiplantae; Streptophyta; Magnoliopsida; Solanales; Solanaceae. The record is from RefSeq and is a predicted model, not a curated record. The coding region runs from base 630 to 1112 and encodes 160 amino acids.